Messenger RNA from Syzygium oleosum, 1196 nucleotides. RefSeq names its product protein FMP32, mitochondrial-like. Gene Ontology annotation, cellular component: mitochondrion. Bases 260 to 964 code for a protein of 234 amino acids. Lineage: Eukaryota; Viridiplantae; Streptophyta; Magnoliopsida; Myrtales; Myrtaceae. The transcript is spliced from 7 exons. The record is from RefSeq and is a predicted model, not a curated record.
AAUUCGGUUUUUGUUAGGUCUUCCAAAUCUCAUCAUCGUUCUGCCAAAAGAGAGGGAAUCAUCAUCAUCAUCAUCAUCUUCAUCAUCUUCUUGCGACGAAUCUCGUUUUCAUCGCGGAAUGGGACGAGAUCUGUCUCUCUAGUUUCGUCGCCCAAGGGGGGGCGGCCCUUCCGAUCGCGCUUCUAGUUUUUCCAAUUCGUUCUUCCGCUGAGUUUUUCUUUCCAAGGUUUUUUUGGUUCGGAGGAUUUUCUCUCGUUUGAUGGCUGCAUUGAGACGCGCGCUUCAAUUGGGGAUCAAGCCGGAGAAUCGCCUGGCGAGUCUUCGCGCCCUGAGCGCGUACUCGACCUCGAGCUCGUCGUUGUCGCCGAGUCAGAGAUUCGACGGCAGGCAGUUCUCCCAGCUCGUGAAGUCGAACGGGACUCGGGCCUGCCUCGUCGACACGCUGGCCCUGGUGAGGAGCUUGGAAGCGCAGGGCGUGCCGUCGAAGCAAGCUGAGGCGAUAACAUCCGCGAUUAUUGAGGUUUUGAAUGAUAGCUUGGAGAACGUGGCUCAUUCUUUCGUGUCGAAAGUAGAAAUGCAAAAAACUGAAAUUCUUCAAGAAUCUAACCUUUCGAAGUUCAAGUCUGAAGUACAGAGUUCGCAGGAACAUCAUUUAUCUCUUUUGCAACGUGAGACUGAAAAACUUCGUGGUGAUAUAGAUAAGACGCGUAGUGAAUUGAAGUAUGAGAUAGACAAAGUUACUGCAGGGCAAAGAUUGGAUUUAAAUCUUGAAAGAGGGCGGAUACGUGAUGAACUAGCUAACCAAAAUGCUGAAACCACCAAUCUCACAAACAAACUCGAUCGGGAAAUUCAUGGCUUGAGAGCCCAAUUGGAAGCAGCAAAAUACGACGUGAUUAAAUACUGCAUUGGUACUCUUGUCUCCAUUUCUGCUGUUGGUCUGGCUGUUCUUCGUAUUUUGAUGUAGGGGGUAUAUAACCCGACGAAACUUCAUUUGUGAUUUUUCACACAAAUUUGGAUGCCAAGGACUUGGAAAGAUCCAAUUUUAGAGGGUCAACAUGUCCAAAAGGCAACUUCUUGUUGGCUGGAGAUGUCGUCUUGAUUUUCUUGGGAUUUGUACAAUGGAUUGCUUUCAAAUUUGUAUUGUAGUUCUCAGCAGAAAGUUGAUCAAUAAUUGCAACAGUCAUGUUUCUUUGUUA